This is a messenger RNA of Linnemannia hyalina, 9270 nucleotides long. Lineage: Eukaryota; Fungi; Mortierellomycota; Mortierellomycetes; Mortierellales; Mortierellaceae. The record is from the annotation of a GenBank genome assembly.
AUGGCAACAACAACAACCGCAGAAGAGCUCUACCUCGACCACGUCGCAACAAUCAUCGACGCCCUCCUCAACGACAACCACUCUGACCUCCCUCCCGCCCUUCUCUCCCUUCAACAACCAACCGACAACAACAACAUUCCUUCACAACAACAACCACAACAAUCACCGGCAAUCACCAAAGUCGACCUGGGUCUCUCAAGUCUUGUCCAAAAGAUCCUCCUCAUCGAAGGCGACCUUGCCCGUCUCCGGUUACAACAAAACGCCAACACAACUGUAACCACAACCGAAAGUGUCGAGAAUCACAUGCAACAGCGUGCCCCGCUCAUUCUCACCCCUCCAGUCGACAUCCUCUCCUCAUCCAUUUCCACCUCAAACCGAUGGGCUGCCGGCACCAAAGGUGGUGUCGCUGUUGCUACGUCGACAACCUGGGACUUUAUGAACGACAAUUCGACCUCGUAUCCUUCGCCAUACUCUGCCCGCCCUUCUUCUUCUAUCGACCUUGACGGUCCCUCUACUAUUCCAUCAAUGCACUCCUACAGCGAUGCCGCCUCGCUCUCUGGCAGCAGUAGUAGCCAUAUCAGCAGCUCUGACAGCUCCACAGGUGGCAUGCCCAUGCCGGCUCCCUUGCCUCCACCCCCACCCCCACCCCCGCCCACACCACUCUCUUCUUCUACUUCUCUCCCUACCACUAACUCUCUCAGCAUCCUACACUCUCACCACCACCAGCACAGGAGCCUGUCGCCGUUGUCUUCAUCCUACGAGAGUGUCGAUGGAGGUAUGUCGCCCUACUUGGGCUUUCAUCCUGGUGAACUGUCCAACUCGUCUCGUCCUUCCUCCCCUGAUUCCUUCAACUCUGCGCUCUCAUCCUUUCUCCUCGAUCCUCCAGAGCCUGCAGUCUUACCUGCUGCACCUGCAGCUGCUGUCCUGGCCCCCGGUCUCCCAGGCCAAAGCCUAGGCCUUCCUCCUUCAGAACCGUCCGCACUAGUGCUCUCAGCCCUUUCCUAUUCGGGUGCCAACUUGUCCAUGGAAGAGGUCCCUUGCGCCGCCUGCAUCCAUCAUUGCGCCCUCGUUGCUACUGCUGUUGUCCAAGGAGACCUAUCGCUUCGGAUUACAUGCGAUCGCCCUGCGUGCAACCAGUCCUUCCUCGCCACCUCCAUCAACGCAAUGGUUGCUAAGCUGUCCAACUUUACAGAGGAAGUCAUUCGUGUCGCAGCCCAGGGAGUCGAGGGCAACCUCGGUGUCCAGGCCAACAUGGAGAAUGAGCACGGUAUCUGGAAAGAGUUUGUCAGCCAUCUCAACACCUUGACCGUCAGCCACUCGGAGCAAGUGCGUGACAUUGCCUCUGUCUGCACUGCCGUUGCCCACGGUGAUCUUAGCCAAAAGAUUACUGUUGCCGUCAAGGGCGAAACCCUCGUCCUCAAGAACACUAUCAACACUAUGGUCGACCAAUUGCGCUCAUUCUCGUCAGAGGUCACCCGUGUCGCCCACGAAGUCGGAACCGAGGGCAAGCUUGGCGGUCAGGCUUUGGUCGGAGGCGUCGAUGGAACCUGGAAAGAGCUGACGGACAAUGUCAACACCAUGGCUUCCAACCUCACCACUCAAGUCAGAUCCAUCGCUGAAGUCACCACCGCUGUCGCUUGUGGAGAUUUGUCAAAGAAGAUCGAUGUCCAGGCUCAAGGAGAGAUUUUCGAGCUGAAGGAGACAAUGAACACUAUGGUCGACCAACUACGGAACUUUGCGGCAGAGGUGACUCGAGUCGCUCGCGAGGUCGGUACCGAGGGAAAAUUGGGCGGACAGGCCCAUGUCAAGGAUGUUAGCGGCACCUGGAAGGAACUCACGGAUAACGUCAACCUCAUGGCCUCGAACCUCACUACCCAAGUCCGUUCGAUCGCUGAGGUCACUACAGCCGUUGCUUGCGGAGAUUUGUCGAAGAAGAUUGACGUUCAGGCACAGGGAGAGAUUUUUGAGCUCAAGAAGACCGUCAACUCGAUGGUGGAACAGCUCCGUACUUUUGCCGCUGAAGUCACCCGUGUCAGUUUGGAAGUCGGUACCGAGGGAAAACUGGGCGGUCAGGCGACGGUCAAGGACGUCAGUGGUACCUGGAAGGAGCUUACAGACAAUGUCAACACUAUGGCUUCCAACCUCACCACCCAGGUACGAUCAAUCGCAGAGGUUACUACUGCUGUCGCUUGUGGUGACCUCAGCAAGCAGAUCGACGUGCAGGCUCAGGGCGAGAUCUCAGAGUUGAAGCACACAAUCAACUCCAUGGUCGGACAACUCAGGACGUUCGCUGCCGAGGUCACGCGUGUUGCCCGCGAAGUUGGAACUGAGGGUAUCCUUGGAGGACAGGCUGAAGUCAAGGGCGUCGACGGUACCUGGAAAGAGCUCACAGACAAUGUCAACACCAUGGCUACCAAUUUGACAACUCAGGUCCGGUCGAUCGCUGAGGUCACGACCGCAGUCGCUUGCGGAGAUCUGUCCAAGACCAUUGAGGUAGAAGCCCAAGGAGAGAUUUUUGAGCUGAAGAAGACCGUGAACUCAAUGGUCGAACAGCUGCGUACUUUUGCCACGGAGGUCUCGCGCGUCAGUCUUGAAGUAGGUACCGAAGGCAAGCUGGGCGGUCAGGCCGUUGUCAAGGAUGUUAGUGGUACCUGGAAAGAGCUUACCGACAACGUCAACACCAUGGCUUCGAACUUGACAACUCAGGUCCGUUCCAUCGCUGAGGUCACCACCGCUGUCGCUUGUGGAGACCUGAGCAAGACCAUCGAUGUCGAGGCCCAAGGAGAGAUCUCUGAGCUGAAGAAGACUGUCAACUCCAUGGUGGAGCAGCUGCGAACUUUUGGAGCCGAGGUCACCAGGGUCGCUCGUGAGGUUGGUACCGAAGGCAAGCUCGGCGGUCAGGCCAUCGUUAAGGAUGUCAGCGGCACUUGGAAGGAGCUCACAGAUAACGUCAACACCAUGGCGUCAAAUUUGACCACGCAAGUCCGAUCCAUUGCCGAGGUAACGACUGCUGUUGCCUGUGGAGACCUUUCCAAAACGAUCGACGUCCAAGCCCAGGGCGAAAUCCUGGGGUUAAAGAACACCAUCAACUCCAUGGUGGAACAAUUAUCGACGUUCGCUGCCGAGGUCACCCGUGUUGCUCGUGAAGUCGGCACUGAAGGCAAAUUGGGUGGUCAGGCUUUGGUCGGAGGCGUCGACGGAACCUGGAAAGAGCUGACGGACAAUGUGAACACUAUGGCUUCCAACCUAACCACCCAAGUCAGAUCGAUCGCUGAGGUCACCACCGCCGUCGCUUGUGGAGAUUUGUCCAAGAAGAUCGAUGUCCAAGCCCAAGGAGAGAUUUUGGAUUUGAAGGAUACCAUUAACAUUAUGGUGGAUCAAUUGUCUACUUUCUCUGCUGAAGUUACACGUGUCGCCCGCGAGGUCGGCACAGAAGGUAAACUGGGAGGACAGGCUGAGGUCAAAGACGUCGGAGGCACUUGGAAGGAACUCACUGACAAUGUGAAUACCAUGGCGUCUAAUUUGACCACCCAAGUCAGAUCAAUCGCCGAGGUCACGACUGCUGUCGCCUGUGGAGACCUGUCCAAGACCAUUGACGUUCAGGCAGAAGGAGAAAUUUUCGAGCUCAAGAAGACCGUGAACUCCAUGGUUGAGCAGCUGCGAACCUUUGCGGCCGAGGUCACCCGUGUUGCUCGUGAAGUCGGUACCGAGGGCAAGUUGGGUGGUCAGGCUUUGGUCGGAGGCGUCGAUGGAACCUGGAAAGAGCUGACGGAUAAUGUAAACACCAUGGCUUCCAACCUAACCACCCAAGUCAGAUCGAUCGCUGAGGUCACCACCGCCGUCGCUUGUGGAGAUCUGUCCAAGAAGAUCGAUGUCCAGGCCCAAGGAGAGAUUUUGGAUUUGAAGAAUACCAUUAACAUUAUGGUGGAUCAAUUGUCUACUUUCUCUGCUGAAGUUACACGUGUCGCCCGUGAGGUCGGCACAGAAGGUAAACUGGGAGGACAGGCCGAGGUCAAAGACGUCGGAGGCACCUGGAAGGAACUGACUGACAAUGUGAAUACUAUGGCGUCUAAUUUGACCACCCAAGUCAGAUCAAUCGCCGAGGUCACGACUGCCGUCGCCUGUGGAGACCUGUCCAAGACCAUUGACGUUCAGGCAGAAGGAGAGAUUUUCGAGCUUAAGAAGACUGUGAACUCCAUGGUUGAGCAGCUGCGAACUUUUGGAGCCGAGGUCACCAGAGUCGCUCGUGAGGUUGGUACCGAGGGCAAGUUGGGCGGUCAGGCUGUCGUCAAGGAUGUUAGCGGAACUUGGAAGGAGUUGACCGACAAUGUUAACACCAUGGCAUCCAACCUAACCACUCAGGUCCGUUCGAUCGCCGAGGUGACCACGGCCGUGGCGUGUGGUGAUCUGUCGAAGACAAUCGACGUCCAAGCCCAAGGAGAGAUUCUUGAUCUGAAGAAUACUAUCAACUCUAUGGUGGAACAGCUGUCUACUUUUGCGGCAGAGGUGACGCGAGUCGCUCGUGAGGUCGGCACAGAAGGAAAACUUGGAGGCCAGGCCGAGGUCGAAGAGGUUGACGGUACCUGGAAGGAGCUCACAGACAACGUCAAUACCAUGGCCGCCAAUCUGACCUCGCAGGUGCGAGAUAUUGCAACCGUCAGUAAGGCCGUCGCCAGAGGCGACCUCACCCAGAAGAUCUCGGUCAAUGCCAAGGGCGAGAUCCUGGAUCUGAAGAACACCAUCAACAUCAUGGUCGACCAAUUGUCUACGUUUUCCGCGGAAGUCACUCGUGUCGCCCGCGAAGUAGGCACAGAGGGCAAGUUGGGUGGUCAGGCUGAAGUGGAGGAUGUCAGUGGUACCUGGAAGGAACUGACAGAUAAUGUCAACACCAUGGCCUCAAACCUUACCACUCAAGUUCGAUCUAUUGCUGAAGUUACCACCGCUGUCGCUUGCGGAGAUCUCAGCAAGAAGAUUGAUGUCCAGGCUCAAGGAGAGAUUUCGGAGCUGAAGAAGACCGUUAACUCUAUGGUGGACCAACUGUCGAUGUUCGCUGCUGAGGUGACCCGUGUCGCUCGUGAAGUCGGGACCGAGGGCAAACUAGGCGGUCAGGCUGAGGUUGAGGACAUGAGCGGCACCUGGAAAGAGCUGACGGACAAUGUCAACACCAUGGCAUCUAACCUCACGACUCAGGUCAGAUCGAUCGCUGAGGUUACUACCGCUGUGGCGUGUGGUGAUUUGAGUAAGAAGAUCGACGUCCAAGCCCAAGGAGAGAUUUUGGAUUUGAAGAACACCAUUAACAUCAUGGUGGAUCAACUGUCUACAUUCUCUGCUGAAGUUACUCGUGUCGCCCGCGAGGUUGGCACAGAGGGUAAACUGGGAGGCCAAGCCGAGGUCGAGGAUGUCAGCGGCACCUGGAAGGAGUUGACAGACAACGUCAACACCAUGGCCUCAAACCUUACCACGCAAGUUCGGUCUAUUGCCGAGGUCACUACCGCUGUCGCAUGCGGUGACCUUAGUAAAAAGAUUGAUGUCCAGGCCCAGGGAGAGAUCUCCGAGUUGAAGAAGACCGUCAAUUCCAUGGUGGAGCAGCUCAGGACAUUCGCCGCCGAGGUCACCCGUGUCAGUUUGGAAGUCGGAACUGAGGGCAAGCUUGGAGGGCAGGCUGUUGUCAAGGAUGUCAGUGGUACCUGGAAAGAGUUGACCGACAAUGUCAACACGAUGGCUUCGAACCUCACCACCCAGGUUCGAUCUAUUGCCGAGGUCACCACUGCUGUUGCCUGUGGAGAUUUGUCCAAAACUAUCGAUGUCCAAGCCCAGGGCGAGAUUUCAGAGCUCAAGUUGACCGUGAACUCGAUGGUUGAACAGCUUCGGACAUUUGCCGCUGAGGUUACACGUGUUGCUCGCGAGGUCGGAACUGAGGGUAUUCUUGGAGGACAGGCUGAAGUCAAGGGCGUCGACGGUACCUGGAAAGAACUCACGGACAAUGUCAACACCAUGGCUUCGAACUUAACAACCCAGGUCCGUUCCAUCGCCGAGGUCACCACUGCAGUCGCGUGUGGAGAUUUGUCGAAGACGAUUGAUGUCCAGGCGCAGGGGGAGAUCUCGGAGCUCAAGAAGACUGUCAACUCCAUGGUGGAGCAGCUCAGGACAUUUGCCGCUGAAGUCUCGCGUGUCAGUUUGGAAGUCGGAACUGAAGGAAAGUUGGGAGGCCAAGCCGUCGUCAAGGAUGUCAGUGGUACCUGGAAGGAGUUGACGGAUAACGUCAAUACCAUGGCGUCCAACUUGACGACUCAGGUGCGAUCCAUUGCCGAGGUCACCACCGCUGUCGCCUGCGGUGACCUUUCCAAAAAGAUCGACGUCCAGGCACAAGGAGAGAUCUCUGAGCUCAAGAAGACUGUCAACUCCAUGGUCGAGCAGCUCAGGACGUUUGCCGCCGAAGUCUCGCGUGUCAGUCUUGAGGUCGGCACCGAAGGAAAGUUGGGAGGCCAAGCCGUCGUCAAGGAUGUUAGUGGUACCUGGAAGGAGUUGACGGAUAACGUCAACACCAUGGCGUCCAAUUUGACGACACAGGUCAGAUCUAUCGCCGAGGUCACCACUGCCGUCGCCUGUGGAGAUUUGUCCAAAACUAUCGAUGUCCAGGCGCAGGGCGAGAUUUCAGAGCUCAAGUUGACCGUGAACUCGAUGGUUGAACAACUUCGGACAUUCGCCGCUGAGGUCACACGUGUUGCUCGCGAGGUCGGAACUGAGGGUAUCCUUGGAGGACAGGCUGAAGUCAAGGGCGUCGACGGUACCUGGAAAGAACUCACAGACAAUGUCAACACCAUGGCUUCGAACUUAACAACCCAGGUCCGUUCCAUCGCCGAGGUCACUACUGCAGUCGCUUGUGGAGAUUUGUCCAAGAAGAUCGAUGUCCAGGCUCAAGGAGAGAUUUUUGAGCUGAAGAAGACCGUGAACUCAAUGGUCGAGCAGCUCAGGACAUUUGCCGCUGAGGUCACACGUGUCAGUUUGGAGGUCGGCACUGAGGGACGAUUGGGCGGCCAAGCUGUUGUUAAGGACGUCAGCGGUACCUGGAAGGAGCUCACAGACAACGUCAACACGAUGGCAUCCAACCUCACUACGCAGGUGCGAUCCAUUGCGGAAGUCACCACCGCUGUCGCUAGUGGAGACUUGUCCAAGAAGAUUGAUGUCGAGGCGCAGGGAGAGAUCUCAGAGCUCAAGAAGACCGUCAACUCCAUGGUGGACCAAUUGUCGAUGUUCGCCAAUGAGGUGACACGAGUUGCACGCGAGGUCGGCACAGAGGGCAAGUUGGGUGUCCAGGCACAGGUCAAAGAUGUUCGAGGUACCUGGAAGGAGAUCACGUCCAAUGUCAACACGAUGGCUUCCAACCUGACAGCUCAAGUGCGAGCCUUUGCCUCUAUCUCGACUGCCGCGACGGAUGGUGACUUUACACAGUUCAUUACUGUCGAGGCCUCGGGAGAGAUGGACUCGUUGAAGACCAAGAUCAACCAGAUGGUGUAUAAUCUCAGGGAGAGUAUCCAGAAGAACACGGCUGCGCGUGAGGCUGCCGAGUUGGCUAACCGGUCCAAGUCUGAGUUCUUGGCUAACAUGUCCCACGAGAUUCGCACGCCCAUGAACGGAAUCAUUGGAAUGACGAGUUUGACACUGGAGACAGAAUUGACGCGCCAGCAGCGCGAGAACUUGGUGAUUGUCAGUAACUUGGCUCACUCGUUGUUGACCAUUAUCGAUGACAUCCUCGAUAUCUCCAAGAUUGAGGCGGGCAAGAUGACGAUCGAGCAGGCACCGUUCUCGCUCAGGGCACAGGCGUUUGGAGUGUUGAAAACCUUGGCUGUGAAGGCGCACCAAAAGAAACUGGACCUCAUCUACAACGUCCACAACGACUUCCCAGACCAACUUGUUGGUGAUCCCUUGCGAUUGCGUCAAGUCAUUACCAACCUGAUCGGAAACGCAAUCAAGUUCACGACCGAUGGCUCAGUGGUCCUGGAUUGUUUCUGCAAGAACAAGACUGAUGUCGGUGUUGAGCUCCAGUUCUGUGUCUCUGACACCGGUAUUGGUAUCCAGUCGGACAAGAUCGAGGUUGUCUUUGAUACCUUCUGCCAGGCCGAUGGAUCGACGACGAGGAAGUACGGUGGUACCGGGUUGGGAUUGUCGAUCUCCAAGCGGCUGGUCGCGUUGAUGGGUGGAGAUUUGUGGGUCAACAGUACGUUCGGGAAGGGAUCCCAGUUCUUCUUUACGGUGCGGUUCAACACGGGUACCAUGUCGGUCGAGCAGAUCAAUCUCAAGACCAAGCCCUAUAUUGGACGACAUAUCCUGUACAUGGGCACCAUGCGUGACGAGGCGAUCUCCAACUCUGUGAUGCGAACUCUGGAGGAACUCCGGUUCAAGGCUACACAUGUGUCGAGUCUAGAACAGGCUGCGGCUUUGGUAUCGACGGUUUCUGGUGAGCGGUCGUCGUCGUCGUCAUCCUUGUCGGCGUCUAGCGAGAAGUCGGUCUUUGAUGUCAUCAUUGUCGACCAUGUCAAGGAUAUCCGCAAGAUCAAGGAGAUUGGCAUGCUUCGGUUCCUCCCUAUCGUGCUGCUGUCGAUGACCACCCCCUACAUCAGCAUGAAGGUCUGUCAGGACCUGGGCAUUGCCAGUUACUUCAACCCACCCGUCCAACUGCCCGAUCUCAUGAAUGCCCUCCUGCCCGCAUUUGAAUCUGCGUCUGCCCUCCCCUCUGACGCGGAGCAUGCGAUCCCCUUGCACAUCCUCUUGGCCGAGGACAAUGUUGUCAACCAGAAGCUGGCGGUUAGGAUUCUGGAAAAGUUCGGCCACAAGGUGACGAUUGUCGCGAACGGCAAGACGGCGGUCGAAUUCUUUAGCAGCAUGCAUUUUGAUCUGAUCCUGAUGGAUGUCCAGAUGCCCAUCAUGGGCGGGUUUGAGGCCACGCAGGAGAUUCGAAGAGUGGAGAUGCUGAGGAGGGUUGCUGACGGUGGAUCUAUUACUAAUGGAAACAUUGAUCAUUUGCCGAUCAUUGCUUUGACUGCCCAUGCUAUGAUUGGAGAUCGCGAAAAGUGUCUUGCUGCCGGCAUGGACGAGUACAUUACAAAGCCGUUGAGGGUGAACGAACUAAUUGCCACGAUCAACAAGUUCCCGCCCAAGAACUGCCCGGACCUGGCACACAACGGUCAUUUUUAUGAGUACCCCAUCCCCCGGCUCAGUUAUAAUCCUGUUGGGAACAAGAAGCUCAUUCUUUCCAAGCACAAAAAGUGA